UCUCUCUCUCUCUCUCCCUCUCUCUCACAUCAGCAACGACUCAGCAAAAGAGUCCAGCUGAACAAGAUAAUCCUCCGUCCUCAGAAGCUGCAGAUAUUCCUCUUAGAGCUUCUCGAGCGUCCCGUUCUGGUCUUUUGCUGGUUCUUUUUCGGGUGGGUACUCAGGACAAUGAGGGUUGGCAGUACUGUCGUCAUUUGCCCCGUUAAAAAAUUAAUGGUGACCGCGAUCUUGCGGAUCUCCAACAAAGAAGCCGUAUAGCCCAGCAGUUUCAUCUGACCUAACAUGAGCCACUUCCCUGCCAAGUAACCCUCCUUGACUGGAGGACCAGCUAAUCGCAGUGUUGCAGUCGAAACUGUAGUUUCUAGGUAACGGGAAGGACGUGGUAACCCCAAUGGCCUUGGGAAGAUGAACUAUGGGCCUCUCCAUGGCCUCCGCGGAUGCUUUAUUAGGGCUCUUCUAGUUGUUGUGCUUCGAUUUCUUGGUGCUCUCUUUAGUGGAUUUGGCGGUCGUUUUCCUCCUCUUAGUGCGGGUGAACGAUGCGCCGGGCGGGUGUCUUGACUUCUCAGGAGCCUUUUGCUGAGGUGGGUGUUCCAGUAAUUCUUGCUCUCGUUAUCGGUUCGACUGAGGAGCCUACUGGCAAUGAGACACCAGCGGUUGCCAAGAAGGGAGUGCAAUCUGAUUUGGCAUGACAGCUCCCCUUGAAUCUGUUCCAUUCGGCUUCUCGGUCUUUGUUAGAGAUUUUGUACCUAGUGGAUUGGCUUGCCUGAUGAAAAAAGAGAUGGAACCAGAAAUUGUGAAGAACUUCCUGUUAAGGACCCUUCAUCCCAAGGCUGGGAAAAGAGAAUCGAUAACUUCACUCUUGGAGAAGGAGUCAUGCCUGAGAGCUUCAAAGUCGGUUUUGACUUGCAAGACAAAAAAGGAGAGACUAGUGGCGGAUUUUGGCGGCAGUGCGAUAGGAAGAGUCGCACCUGUUGAUUCAGGGUUCUGGUGGAUCAUACUUACAAAGUGCGCGCAUGAUUAUUCCCUUGCAGACCUGCCAGUUGUGCAGAAAGGAAUGAAGCUGAUACUUAUCCUUUGCCUAUCUUAUGGAUUUGACACAUUCCCAACGCUUCUUUGCGCAGAUGGUUGUAGCAUGAUUGAAAAAGAAUGGCGAGUUUUCUCAUCGUUCUUUUUCUUGAGUUUUAUUGAGCUAAAACUUGUCAAAAUGGCUGCGCGCAUGCUUGGCAUAUCCGAGGAAUUAAGAAUUCACUUUUAGUUUGUUUAGUUACUGUUGUAUCGAGAGUUGAAUCCUACCUCUCAGAGCAUCAUCUGAUGCAGGCUAGAGAAGAUCAUUACGUGGCGCUAAGGUUUCUAUCCCCAGUAGCCUUCAGAGCAAACCAAUACCAAUUGCAUUUUUUAAUGGCUGCAGCCAUGCUUAAGCAACGCAACGCAACCUAAAUUAUUAAUUUUGUAGCUAGUCUAUCUUACGUCUACUCCGUAAAGCAACAUGUGAUGGUGAUGGAUAAAAAGUGCAAAUGGGAGCUAGAGACCGGAAGACGACGGUCCGAUUGGCGGGUCUUCCAUUGGAUCCGACAGUCGCCUGACACCAAGAAAGCAGAGGAAGCAUCGCCUUAAAAAUCGGAACUUUUUUUCCUCAAAGAGCGAGGUGCGCGAAGUGAUACGAGCUGGAAGGAGUGCUUGAGGCUGGAGUUGGAGCGCAGCGCGUCGAGGAGAAGCUGUUCCCAUGGUGCCGUCGCCGUUGGACUGGCCAUGUUUCUGAUUCUUCCACUCUGCUUUGGGGAUAACUGGACAACAAUUCAUAUGUUUCUUCUU
Messenger RNA from Eucalyptus grandis, 1812 nucleotides. RefSeq names its product probable alkaline/neutral invertase F. The record is from RefSeq and is a predicted model, not a curated record. Bases 686 to 1255 code for a protein of 189 amino acids. The transcript is spliced from 2 exons. Gene Ontology annotation, molecular function: endo-alpha-N-acetylgalactosaminidase activity; sucrose alpha-glucosidase activity. NCBI's taxonomy places the organism in Eukaryota, Viridiplantae, Streptophyta, Magnoliopsida, Myrtales, Myrtaceae. Gene Ontology annotation, biological process: sucrose catabolic process.